AUGUCUGAAAAAAGUGGAACAGUGUUGGCAACAACAAACGCAAAGGCCCAAUCGAAGGAUCGUGUAAAGAACCAUGACCCGUCUGAAGCAAUCCCUCUCUCUGUUGAGGCUCAGCGCAUCUCAAUAGUACUGAAACAUCGCAUCAGUCAAAUUGAGUUUGUACUAUCUCUACCUGAUAUCUUCGGCUUCAAAAGCGCUUCUAGCGAUGUGGAUGAGAAGUUGAACAGGGCACUUGAAAAGCAUCAACUGUUAGUUGAAAGACUGGAGAGAGAGACACAAGACAGUCUUGAGAAGGAGGCAGAGGGAGAAGAUGGAGAAAAAAGGAAGAAAGCAAAGGUACGGCUUGAGUGGAAGAUCAAGGACUCUGUCAAGGAUCUGCUCAGGUUUCGACAGUUGCAUCCAGAUGCCAUCCCUGUUUUCAUGGCAGGUGUGGAAGCAGGGGAGAUUGAGGAUAAACUUAUCACGGGGCUUAAGAUGUUUCACAGCCAAAUGGUCGACAGGUUGCUGACCAGUGUGCAUGAGGAGCAACAGCUGGUCCUCCACAAGCCGUCAACUUCAUCCACUUCCCAGAGUCAGGGGCACAAGGCUCCAGUGGAGGAAGAGGUAGCUGCAGCCAUAAAGUCAAUAGAUGCAAAGAUUUCUCAGAAAAAUGAGGAGAUCAAAGAUGUGCAGCAAUCUCUGGACAACACAAGAAGUGCAGCACAAAAAGUGUUUAUUUCACCUGAAUAUGGUACGUUUACGCCGGAAAUAUCAGAGAAACAAGCCAGUAUGCAGCAGGAAAUUAAUCGACUGACCAAUCAGAGAGACACUAAACGUCGUGAACACAAGCAGGCAGAGAGAGCGCUUCAAGAGAAAAACGACAUACUGGAAACAGAAAUCGAGUAUUUGCUCCAACAGUUUGACAGUGACAUGGCAGAGAAGCAGGCCGACCUGGAGCUGAAUGAAGCUGACUGUGAAAGGUUGGAGGAGGAGCUGAGGAAGCUGAAGGAACCCUUCUCUAUCCUAGAAAUAGAGUACGACAAGAUCAUAGAGAAGCGUCGGCUGGCAGAGGAGAAGAGACAGGCGGAGAUGAAGGAGCUGAAGCUGAAAACCAGAGCUGCUAUUAUUGCCCAAGCGUGGUGGAGAGGCUUCGUCGUCCGCAGAGACUUGAAGAACAUGGGGAAAAAAAAGGCCAAAAAAGAAAAAGGCAAAAAAGGCAAAGGCAAAAAGAAAUGA
Limanda limanda (common dab) is the source of this 1215-nucleotide messenger RNA. Its product is annotated as dynein regulatory complex protein 10-like. NCBI's taxonomy places the organism in Eukaryota, Metazoa, Chordata, Actinopteri, Pleuronectiformes, Pleuronectidae. The record is from RefSeq and is a predicted model, not a curated record. The transcript is spliced from 4 exons. Bases 1 to 1215 code for a protein of 404 amino acids. Gene Ontology annotation, molecular function: protein binding.